This is a messenger RNA of Balaenoptera acutorostrata (minke whale), 2092 nucleotides long. It is a transcript of the gene NIPA1, whose product is annotated as NIPA magnesium transporter 1. NCBI's taxonomy places the organism in Eukaryota, Metazoa, Chordata, Mammalia, Artiodactyla, Balaenopteridae. The coding region runs from base 259 to 1203 and encodes 314 amino acids. Gene Ontology annotation, molecular function: magnesium ion transmembrane transporter activity. The transcript has 6 exons. The record is from RefSeq and is a predicted model, not a curated record. Gene Ontology annotation, cellular component: membrane. Gene Ontology annotation, biological process: magnesium ion transport.
GCGGCGGCCGGGGAGGGGGCGCGCAGCCCGAGCCCCGCCGCCGUGUCGCUCGGCCUGGGCGUGGCCGUGGUGUCGAGCCUGGUGAACGGGUCCACCUUCGUGCUGCAGAAGAAGGGCAUCGUGCGCGCCAAGCGGCGAGACCCAAUCGCUUUGCAGCCGUGCAGCCCACCGACCUGCCCUCUGGUUGGCGCCCAGGCGUCCCUGUCACCCGCACCCACCGGCUGCUAGGGAAAGCUUCCUGUUUGCAGUAUCCCCCGAAUGGUCGGAGCCCAGUGCCUGCUCAGAAGGAGCGACGGGCCUCCCGCCUUUGCUGUGACUCCAGCCUGGGGUGCACUUGGAGGGCAGGACCUGCUGACUUCUCGCCCCCUGCAGUGGCCACGCCAGUGCAGAAGUACCUCCUAUUUAACAGACAUUGUGUGGUGGGCAGGAACAAUUGCAAUGGCUGUUGGCCAGAUUGGAAACUUCCUGGCUUACACGGCGGUCCCCACAGUCCUGGUGACUCCUCUUGGUGCCCUUGGAGUGCCAUUUGGGUCCAUUUUAGCGUCUUACCUUCUGAAAGAAAAGCUCAACAUCUUGGGCAAGUUGGGGUGUCUACUAAGCUGUGCGGGUUCUGUCGUGCUGAUUAUCCACUCCCCGAAAUCUGAGAGUGUGACCACUCAGGCCGAGCUGGAGGAGAAGCUGACCAACCCAGUGUUUGUGGGCUAUCUGUGCAUCGUGCUGCUGAUGCUGCUGCUGCUUAUCUUCUGGAUCGCGCCGGCCCACGGGCCCACCAACAUCAUGGUCUACAUCAGCAUCUGCUCCUUGCUGGGGAGUUUCACCGUGCCUUCCACUAAGGGCAUUGGGCUGGCAGCCCAAGACAUCUUCCACAACAAUCCGUCUAGUCAGCGUGCCCUCUGCCUGUGCCUGGUGCUUCUGGCCGUGCUUGGCUGCAGCAUCAUCGUGCAGUUCAGGUACAUCAACAAGGCCCUCGAGUGCUUCGACUCCUCUGUGUUUGGGGCCAUCUACUACGUUGUGUUCACCACACUGGUCUUGCUGGCCUCGGCCAUCCUCUUCCGGGAGUGGAGCAACGUGGGUCUGGUGGACUUCCUGGGCAUGGCCUGCGGGUUCACCACCGUCUCCGUUGGGAUUGUCCUUAUACAGGUGUUCAAAGAGUUCAACUUCAACCUUGGGGAGAUGAACAAAUCUAAUAUGAAGACAGACUAGGAUGUAACAGGGGGUUGGAUGGCUUGAGGAACAGGAAAUGGAUGCAGCUUCUGGUCCUGAUUUGUUGUGAAGUAGAAGAGACUGUACAUCGCUGGUGUUGGAGUUGCCUGUAUAUUAAUGGAUGGGCUGGUGGAGAGUGAGGAUACGUUGCUCAGCACUGGGGUGGGGGCCCAGCCUUCUGUACUCUGAAGCUGCUCAGUGGUUGCCUGGGUGUCAUCUCUCUCUGAUGAGAGGAAUCUUAUGUUCAUUGCCAUUAACCUGGAAGCUUUCAUGAAUACUCUUUGCUUUUAAAACACUUCAUCAUUAUUUAAAUAGAAUGGGCCUUUUCUGAUUAGUCUUUGCAGGGGAACAGAUACUCUUACUUAGAAGCUUACUUUGGAAAUGGGAGAAAUUGUUGUCUUGAAGUCUGACUCUACAGUAAAUGUGUCUGUAGUUUUGUUAUUUUGCAUUAAGCAUGUAUAACAUUCAGGUGUCGGAUCCAAAUCAGAGGUAUAUACAUUUAAUUGGUUUUAAUCCUCUGAUGUAUUGACUCUCCUACCCCCAACUCCUAGACAUUUUAAUUGCAAACAGAGAGAGAAGAGUGAAUGGAAAUGAUAUACUGUUCCAUUUGCAGGAUGAUUUUCAAUAGCUCAAAUCAAUUUCAGUGCCUUUAUUACUUGAACUAUUCACUUAAUUUGACUAUUACUGUGUGUAUGUUCUCUUAGAUUAGAAUAAUGCAGCCUCCUUGUUUAUACUUUAAUAUUUCACUCUUCAAAAUAUAAAUAUUCAAAGCAGUUAGAAAUUAUAGUGUAUUCAUUCACUGGAAGAGAGUCAAGACUAAGGGCACAUUGGAGUGAAUCGACCCUUUCAGCCUGUAGUUGUGGUCGAAUUAAAGACAAUUGACUAAGUA